Acanthosepion pharaonis is the source of this 639-nucleotide messenger RNA. Lineage: Eukaryota; Metazoa; Mollusca; Cephalopoda; Sepiida; Sepiidae. The record is from the annotation of a GenBank genome assembly.
AUGGGCCUAAAUCGUUUUUAUUGGUCACACGCCAUAAAGAAAAAUAUCAAAACAGGUUUUAGUCAUUUCGUUUUAUCUUUGUAUUUUCGGAAUAUUAAUCGUUUUUACUUCCUUGGAUUUCAUAUUAUUAUUAUUAUUAUUAUUAUUAUUAUUAUUAUUAUUAUUAUUAUUAUCUCUUUUUCUGUUUUCUGUCUAUUCUUUUUUUCACUUUCAAUUCUUGAAUCACAUUCUUUCUCUAAUCAUUCGCUUCUCUUUCACAUUUUUCUCUUUCAACAUUUGAUUUUUCUUUUUCCUUUCUUUCUCUCAUUCAUUUUGUCUCUCCUUCCUUUCCAUCAUUUUUCCAUCAUCUCUCUCACAUCUUACUUUCGAUCUCUCUUUCUCCGUCUUUUUCUAUUCCUUUCCCUUUCUUUCUUGCUCUCUAGACCUUCUUUUCUCUUUCUUCCUUACAACCGCUUUCUCACCUCUUUUCUCUUUUCCCGCUCUCUCAAAUCAUUUUUUUUUCUAUUCGCUCUGUUUUCUUUUUUUCUUUCAUCAAUAUGUCAUUCGAUAGUUCUUUCUUUCAUUUUUGUCGUUCUUUUUUUUUCAUCUUCUUUCAAUCAAUGCGUCUCUCUCAUAAACCUUAAGUUGUUUUGCCUCUGA